AUGGCAAUCAAACCAAAAAAGAAGGGCAAGAUGUACUCCUCAAGAUCGGUGCGGUCACAGUGGUUUAAUAGGCUUGGUUUCCAGCAAAAUAAGUAUGGGACUUGUAAAUUUUUGUCGAUCAUAACGGCCUUCGUCUGUAUCCUUUAUUUCUUCUCCAAUCGAUUCUAUCCAACGUCCCGUUCCACGAGUGUAUCAUAUUCCCCAUCCCACGGUCUGUAUAUUAACGAAAUUCCUGCCUCUAGUCAAUUGAUUUAUCCACAUGUAGAACAUGUACCUGUGUUAAAGCAAAUCACCGUGAAGGGUCUCUAUGUUACAAGGCUAGAAAUUGAUGGCAGUAAAAGACUAAUUUUAAAAUCUGAAGAAAAUGCUAUGACGGAUGAAGAAAAGAAAGAUACUACCGAUCAAAUCCUGUUAGUGAAACACUCAUUUUUGGAUCACGGUAAGUUAGUAUAUCGCAAGAACAAUGAUGCACCUGAAGUGGUUGUGGUAACAUUAAUAGAUUUUGAAAAUUAUGAUCUAGAAACGAUUAUUCAAAUUGUUCAAAAUAGAGUUGAUUACGCUCUAAAGCACAAAUAUGGUGUCUAUAUUCGCUGGAUUCAGGAAUUUUUGCCCAUUCUGGAAAACCAAAACCUGGCUGAAAGUUACGAAUUCGUUAAGCCACUGAUGGUAAGAGCUGCCAUGCAUGCGUUCCCAACUGCCAAAUAUAUUCAUUUUGUUGAUCAAGAUGCCCUGUUGAUGAAUCUUGAUCUCUCUUUACAAAAAUACCUUUUAGAUCCUAAAAUUCUAGAUUUGGCUUUGCUAAAAAACGUACCUGUUGUAGCCAAUUCCAAUAUCAAAACAUACAAUCAUUUUGAGUAUAGCUCAGCAAAGAUCAUCAUUCCACAUGAUGCUAAUGGUAAUAUCGAUACGUCCUCCUUUGUCGUUGCCAAUGACUUUUAUGGACAAGCUUUGAUAGACUACUUGAAUGACCCACUACUAAGAAAUUUCCCGUGGGAUCCUACUGCUGAUAAAUUGAGUUCUGCUAUUGGUCACAUUUUGCAAUGGCAUCCUACGUUGCUGGGCAAGACCGCAAUCGUCAUACCAAAGGUUUUAGCAAGUCAAUACGAUGCAUCUCUCGAUCAGGGAGGAAAAUCAGAAAAUGCCGCUUCUGGUGGUGAUCUUUACCAUUACAAUGAAGGUGACUUAGCAGCUUCCUUCAAGGGCUGCAGAGCCAGAGGUACAUGUGCAAGUGAGAUAAAUCACAUGUACAGCAAAAUCAAGAAAAACUGA
This is a messenger RNA of Saccharomyces mikatae IFO 1815, 1269 nucleotides long. RefSeq names its product alpha-1,6-mannosyltransferase (gene MNN11). Bases 1 to 1269 code for a protein of 422 amino acids. Gene Ontology annotation, biological process: protein N-linked glycosylation. NCBI's taxonomy places the organism in Eukaryota, Fungi, Ascomycota, Saccharomycetes, Saccharomycetales, Saccharomycetaceae. Gene Ontology annotation, molecular function: alpha-1,6-mannosyltransferase activity. The transcript has a single exon. Gene Ontology annotation, cellular component: mannan polymerase complex; Golgi membrane. The record is from RefSeq and is a predicted model, not a curated record.